AACACACUGAUCAUGCAGUCAUACUCAUAGCCUUUCCGUGGAGCAGCAGCGGAGAAGAUUUUAUGCAGGCCAUGUAUUAGCUGCAGCAUUUGUGCUGUUUUUGCCAAUCAACCACCUGAUCAGUGCAGUGCGAAGCGAGAACGUAGGUCUUGUUGUCGGUGCACAGAGAUAUUUCCAUGUCACAACAGUAGCCCCAUGAUCUGCCACAGACGAUAGGUUUGAGUGAAAUAUCCGCUAGAUCAUUCACCUACAGGAUCGCUGCUGUCCUGUCAUUGUGAACUGGAGUAGGGAUAAUCAGCCAGAGCGUUGUAUAUUCAGAACAUCACACUAGUGACUGUGUUUCUACGAGGAAGCCGCUCAGUUUGUGUUUGCCUGGUCGCUGGAAUUCGACGACCAGCGGCUGGUGUGAGUUCGACUCACGAUUUCAGCACUAGAUCAGAGGUAGCCUGCCUCGCGCUGUUCGUAGGGAAAGAAUUAGACGUGAGCGUGAGUUGCGUUGGUGAAAUGGACGCUAUUUAUGACGAUAGCAGUGCGCCAUCGUCGCCGGAACCUUCCGGGUACGCUCAGGAGCAAAUCGCACCAGCGUUUGUCGUGGACAAGACAGCAGAUCGAGGAAGGACUCUACCGUCGGCCAUGGCGGAGGAGAGAGCGAAAGUCGUGGCCGUGUUCAACUCGUGCCGAACGCACGGUAUGUGCAGCAUGGGCGCCAUGAAUCAUCUCCGAGACAGCCUGUGCGAUGUGGAGCUGCUGGUGGAGAAGAAAAGCAUUCGGGCACAUCGUGUUGUUCUGGCCGCGUGUAGUCCCUAUUUCCGCGCCAUGUUGGCUGGCCAGAUGACAGAACGCCACCAACGGACGAUCGAAAUGCACGACGUGGAGUACGAAUCGGUGAACAGCAUUGUGGAGUACUUCUACACAGCGUCGCUGAGCAUCAGCAUAGAAAGUGUGCAGCAGCUAAUGGUCACAGCCAGCAUGUUACAAGUCAAGGAAGUCCAGACUGCCUGUGCUCGCUUCAUGCACGAACACCUGGAGACAGCCAAUUGCCUGGCCGUGCUGCAGUUUUCCAUCCUAUUCAACUGCGACGACCUGCGUAGAGCCGCGAUACGCUUUGCCGAGCUCAACUUCAGGGAGGUGGCGGAGAGGGAGGAAUUUCUAGAGCAGCCGCUCAACGUGGUGGUGUCUCUCAUCUCCAGCGCAAAGCUGGCCGUGGAGAUGGAGGAGUUUGUGUACGAGAGCGUGAUCCGCUGGGUGCGGCACGACACUGAGUCGCGGCGCGAGCACUUUCCCGUGCUGCUGAAGCACGUACGCCUGUGGCAGCUGACGCUGCCGUACCUGACGGAGACGGUGAGCCAUUGCGACCUGGUGCGCAUGAGCCUGGAGUGCCGCGACAUGAUCGACCAGGCCAAGGACUACCACCUGCUGCCGGAGAUGCGAUCGCGCCUGACGCUGAUGCCGGCGCGGCCGUGCACCAUCGGCGUGCUAUUCGUCGUCGGCGGCAUGAACAACCUUGGCCUGCCGGUCGAACGCGUAGAGAAGCACGCGCUGGAGAACGUCGGCGGCCCGGUACCCGUCAAGGCGAGUGGCAGCAGCUCGCACUCGACUAGCGGCGGUCAGGACGAGGGCAGCGCCACCGCCAGCAGCAGCACCAGCGGGGUCGACUCGUCGCCGUCAUCGUCGGGUGGUUUCGACGUGCCGCCGCUCUACAUCGCUCGCAGCGGUCUGUCCGUGGCCAUCAUCAAGGACAAGCUGUACGCGAUCGGCGGGCACGUUCCCGGCAAGCUGGGCCCCGAGGGCAACGGCUACCUGAACAGCGUGGAGUGCUACGAUCCGGCGACUCGCAAGUGGGAGUUUGUGGCGGAGAUGAAGCACGCACGCCGUUACGUUGCCGUGACGGCUCUCAACGACAAGCUCUACGCCAUCGGCGGAUGCAACGCUAAGGAAGUGUUGGACGUGACGGAGAGCUACGACCCGGUGACAAACAAGUGGACGGAGUGCGCGCGCAUGCGUUGCCCGCGGCGACACGCCGGCGCCGCGGCGCUGGGCGAGAACGUGUACGUGGUCGGCGGGCACGACGGCAACACGUACCUACGUAGCGUGGAGUGCUACAACCCCAGCACCGACCAGUGGACGGCCAUCUGCUCCAUGGCGGGCAGGCGCGGCGGCCUCGGCGUGGCCACCGUGGAGAACCGCCUGUACGCCGUGGGUGGUUACAACGGCUCCAAGAACCUCAGCACCGUGGAGUACCUGGAGGAGGAGCACACGUGGAAGAUGGCCGUGCCGAUGAAGACGUGCCGGAGCGGACUGGCCGCGACGAGUGCCGGCGGCCGUUUGCUCGUUGUUGGCGGCCACUGCGGCUCGAGCUACCUGGAAACGACCGAGUGGUUUGAGCCUAGGUCCGGUCUGUGGCAGGCGGGCCCGCGCCUGGCUCUGGCACGUGCCGUGACCGGCGUUGCCGUCUUCACGAGUCGCAUCGCCGCCAUGGAGCUGCAGAGAACGCCGAACCCGGAGCCGACCAGCGAGAUGGAGUCCUGGGACGACAACUGGGAGAUGACGUUCACCAGCAACUCUCCAUCGCGGGCUAUGAGUACGCUUGUACUGCCAGCGGUAGUGGGAGAGGGCAGUGCACCCAUGGCGGCUGCCGCUUCUGCCAGCGCACACGAAGAUGUACGCAUGGAUGAUUCAUCCGUGUGACGACUGGACACGGGGAGGUACGCAUGGAUUAUUCAUCCGUGUGAUUUCAGUAGCACGGCACGGCGAAGCAUGGAUGAAUGACUCUUCUGGAUGAAGAAGACUUGCUGCGGCCACUUGAUUCUCAACACCAUCAGCCCUAGUAGUGUGAGAUGUACGCGGGGGAGCUGAUGUCUCGCUCUGCAAAAUGUGCGUCAGUACAUCAAGUGUCCAAGUUGCUUGUAGAAGAAAUGACUGCGUAUGACCAGCUGCCGAUGACCCAACGUGGCCAGGGUAACUCUUUUAAGUUUUAACACCACGUUCCUGAGAAGGAAGUGGUGGCGUUUUGAGGGAAUCAACAAUUAACAUUCCACCACUGUUGAUAAUCAUGCUCUUUUUAUUCUGUCUCUGAAAUUAAUAUUGAUCUCAGUUGACUUGAAUCCUCUGACCGAUUUUCUGUCCUAACUGACUUGCAUUGCCUUCGCUUUGACUCAUCUCAUCCUUCACCAUCCAAAUAUAUACAAUGUACCUAUUUCCUCGGACACUGCAUGUGUUCGUAUUCACGAGUACUAUCACAAAUCGCUGGUCAGGCAUAUCAAGUAUGAUCUCGCAGGACGUGUCAUCAGGACUCGUUUCGUCUUUAUCUUUUAAACUCAGCCAGUAGCACGCCGUUGUGUGUGUGUGUGUGUGUGUGCUACCACACGGUCUUGUCUUUUGUUUGCUAUCUUUGUUAGUCUGCUGUUGCUGCUGCUGCUGUCCGCUUGUAGAGCAUGUGAACCCAACUCAUGAAAUCGUCUCCUUAGCCAUGGAUGCUGUCACAGAUCACAGUUUGAACUUUAAUGCAGUACUAGUGUAGCGGA
Messenger RNA from Sycon ciliatum, 3524 nucleotides. Its product is annotated as kelch-like protein 3. The record is from RefSeq and is a predicted model, not a curated record. Lineage: Eukaryota; Metazoa; Porifera; Calcarea; Leucosolenida; Sycettidae. The transcript is spliced from 2 exons. Bases 505 to 2688 code for a protein of 727 amino acids. Gene Ontology annotation, molecular function: protein binding.